AUGCCCGAGCAUGCAGAGUGGAGCAGACGCCGACAAACACACACGCACACUUUCAGUUACAUGCACAGUCACACACACACAUACCAUACACACUACCACCACUACGCUCACACAUGCACACUCACACACGGUGACUGCUGCCAGGCUCAGUGGGAAGCAAGCCGUCAGGGAGAGAGCUUGAGAAGAAAGAGGGAACGCUGAAGGGAAGAGAACAGAGCAGAGUUGGAGGGGCACCUUGUGGAUCAGUAAGGAUUUUCCUCUCUAAGAGUACGUCUGGAUAAGGCUAUCUUCUCCUUCCUCGGCAAGCGGAGUUUAAACUGAGGCUUGUUUUAUUUAUUUUUUCUUUUUGCUCAUCCUCCACGCCAGACUCCAACGAUAUCUACCUAUCUAUCCCCGGAGCUUAACAAAAGAGGGAAGGAGGGAGGGAGAAGGAAAGAAAAAAAAACAGUCAGCUUCAGCUCCAGACCACCCUCUCUCCUCCUCCUCCUCCUCCUCCUCCCCCUCCUCCUCCUCCUUCUCCUCCCAUUCUCUCUCCAGCUCCACAUCCAUGUGUGAGUUCAUUGCUGAAUUCCCUGUCUUUGGAGGAUAGUACAGAGGACAGCGUGUGUUCUUCAGGAGACAGCUGGACUCCCACUGGGAUCGAGGUCUGGUCUGGUUUUAGAGUGGAGCCGGUAUACACAGACAGAGCGAGAGAGACGCUGGCAAGCAAACCGAGGGGCAUGUUAAGGGCAUCAGAAAAGAAGUCUGAAUUCUAGAGAGAAGAGUGGAAAGAACCGGCAACCAUUCACUCUCCAUCCUCCUCCUCUUCCCUCUCCUCUCAACCCCUCUCUUGGUCCUGCUUGAUCCCCUUUUAUUGUUUCCCGCACUGCUGCUAUCUACCCAUUUUUCCUCUGCUCACCUCUCACCUCCGUCUCCCCAACCUCUCUUCUGUUGCUCUGGCAUCUCUUUCCAAACCUGCUGGGAGACAGCUUUAUGGACGUUCCUUGCAGGCUCCAAGACAAGAAGACAGACUGAUUUCCAAUGCACUAUCCAUCCUGCUAUCCGUCCUCUCUCCCGUCCACUUAACACUCGCAUCAGUGACAAGGAGAGUGUUCCCUUGAAUGCUCUUGGAAGCUGUGAGCUUCUAUCUUCAGCCUUCAGGACCUUUCAGUUGGAUUCUAGCUACAUGGGAAAACGUUUGGAGCAGCAACCAAUGUACCCCCACUACACCUACUACUACCCCCACUAUCUCCAGACGAAGCAGUCCUAUGCUCCUCCCUCUCUGCCCGUGGCCCCUCCCAGUCCUGGUACAACAGGAGGUGGAGGUCAGGGAGGAGGGCUGAUGGAGCAACUGAGUAAGACCAACCUGUAUAUCAGAGGCCUGCCCCCUGCCACCACAGACCAGGACCUCAUCAAACUUUGCCAACCAUACGGGAAGAUUGUGUCAACAAAGGCCAUCUUGGACAAAAACACCAAUCAGUGUAAAGGCUAUGGCUUUGUGGACUUUGACAGCCCUGCAGCAGCCCAGAAGGCCGUGGCCUCGCUCAAAGCUACUGGAGUCCAGGCACAGAUGGCAAAACAACAGGAGCAGGACCCCACCAACCUCUAUAUAUCCAACCUGCCAGUGUCAAUGGAUGAGCAGGAGUUGGAGAACAUGCUAAAGCCUUUUGGUCACGUCAUCUCCACGCGAAUAUUGAGGGAUGCCAAUGGCUUAAGCAGAGGCGUCGGUUUUGCCAGGAUGGAGUCAACAGAGAAGUGUGAUGUAGUGAUCCAGAAUUUCAAUGGAAAAUUUCUGAAGACCCCACCAGGCAUGACAGCUCCGGCAGAACCUUUGCUGUGCAAGUUUGCUGAUGGAGGCCAAAAGAAGAGACAGACCCAGGUCAAGUAUUCCCAGAAUGGCCGACCAUGGACACGAGAGGGAGAGAGUGGCAUGGCAAUAACGUACGAUCCCAAUGCGAUACAGAAUGGGUUUUACUCUUCGCCAUAUAGCAUCUCCACCAAUCGGAUGACAUCCAUUACUCCCUUCAUAGCUGCAUCUCCCGUCUCCACGUAUCAGGUCCAGAGUACGUCUUGGAUGCCACAUCAACAGUACGUUAUGCAACCUACAGGUGCUGUGAUCACCCCAGCUGCGACCAUAGAGCCCAGUUUGUCUCUUCAUCCCUCCAGUGUUAUGGCUCCUCUCACCCAGCAGAUGAACCACCUCUCUCUGGGUCCCACAGGCACUUACAUCUCUGCUGCAGCGGCUGCUCCUAUGCAAGGAACCUACAUUCCCCAGUACACUGCAGUGCCUGCCUCUGCCAUUACAGUGGACGGUGUGGUGACAGACCAGUCACCGCAGACGACUGCCCCCUCCUCACAGGACGCGAGUGGGCAGCAGCCUUUAUCAGUGAGUGAGAGUACAGGUGAUCAUGCCACAGCCUACCCCUACCAGCAGACAAAAUAACAGGACUGCUGGAAACUAUUGCUGCAUUGCCUUUAGGUUUGCAUAAAGACGCCAGAGACACAGAGACCCAAAAGGACAAAAAUACAGAAGUGAUCUGGACAUCACCCUGCGCAGAAUGCUUCCGAUGUUUGCAAGAACAAAAUAAAGGACAGAAUGAAGAAGAAAAUCAUUAUCGUCUGUGGCCGGGUGAAACAAGACGAAGAAAACACAAAUCAUUGUUUGCUGACCUAAAGGACAAUGGAAUCAAUCACAGUCCAAGACUUUGACUUGAUCAUUUUUCACCUUGAGAUUGAUUCUUCCUUUAAGGGAAUAAAAAAGAAACCGAAAUUAAAACUCCACCAACUGUACAGAAUAAAAAUCUAAACAACAUUAAAAAAAACAUUUCAAUGUGCAGGUAGAUUUUCUGAAUUUUUUUAUUGAGAAGAUAAAAGGAAGCAAUGCCCAGGAGAAAACAGACUGUCUUCCUUUGACUUCAAGCUCCAUUAUUUUCAUUAUUUGAUCAUGUUAGUAGUUUUCUAGAAUGUUAAUGUUUUCUGAACUUCUUAUUGCCUUAAUUUUCACAAACUUUGGGGGUAAAAAAAGUUUUUGGAGUGUGUUGGAGCAUUGGAGAUGAAACCUUCUGUAAAAUGAGCUGUAUUUGGAUGGAGAUGAGUUUGAGUUAGAUGAUGCAAUGAAGGUGGUGUUGGCUGAUCAGAGAGAAAAAAUGUUUAAUGGGACUUGUUGAAAGGUCCAAUCCACUGCAUUCUGGGUAUCGCGCUUUGGUUUAAAUUUGUGUCUCCGCCACAUUUUAUAAUUUUACAAGGUUUUUUAUUUUAUUUUAUUGCAGACUUUAAAGAGGUUUUUAUUUGUGUUCUUUGUCUCACUGCAUAGAAAAAGUUAUAGUCCAUACUUUGUCAAAUACCAAAUUUAAAAAAGAUAAGUGUUAGGAUUUUUAAAUGUGCAAAAAGCAAUAGUUUUAGAAAAACUGCUGACAGAUUGAGUCUUUCUUAAUUGUUGAACAGCCUGCAGGCGGCAGAUUUUAUACCAAAGAUGAAGAAAUGAUGUGAUGAAGUGAUCUUCCUCAACAUUCUUCAUUAGAAUUGAACAUUUUCAUGUAUUUGUUGGCUUGCUGUUGCUUUCUGAGAUCACCAAACCCGGCUUGAGAGAUGAUCACCGUAACAACAUGCAGUAAGUCUAAAACAUAGUUGCCUCAACUUGAAGAGAAUGUUUGUUCACAAUGCUUUUGGAAAAUUUAUUUAACUUUAUUGUAACUUCUAAGGAGAUACACCCACCCCCCUCCCUCACCCCACUGUGGAAUAUUGGACUAAACUUCAAUAGACAUCUCCUUCCAAUAAUUAUAUGCUCUGAUGCACAGUAUCUGCAUUAAAAACAUGUUCUGGCACGUCCAGCCAAAAAGAUUAAUAAUCUCUAAGAGAGAAUUUCUGCAGACUAAAAUUAUUUUGAUUACAUAAACUCACCUAAAGGGGCAAGAUUUUUCAUGCAACUUUUUUUUGUUGUUGUAAGAUUUAAUUUAAAUGAAAUUUAUGCUGCUAAAAAUGUCAUUAUUGGAUUGAGAUUGUCUUGUUCUGGGUACAAGUGUUCCACGAGAGGGAGCGUUUUAAGGCAGAAUGAAGACUGAGAAAAGUACCUGGUUCAUCAAAUGGGGAAUAAAUUAUGUUGGGUCCACAUCCUCGAUGACCGUCCCACAUCACCCAGGAAUGAUGGCAGUGAGUGGAGAAACAGACGGGUGAAGAAAAAGUGGUUCAACCAAAUAAAAGCAAACCUCUUGUGGAAAGAAGAAGGUAGAAAAGUAAUAUUUAUGAAGUGUUUUUGUUCUUUUUGUUCAGGUGUGUAAAAGAAGAUGCAACUGAAAAAAAAUAUUCUUUAAUGAUGCUAUUUUUUUAUUUGCUCGAUCACAUGCUUCAAGCCUUUCCAGUUGUGAUUUUUGAGAGUGUCUGUAGAACCAGUGGGUGUUGCUGUAGUUUCAGAUGUGUCUUUAUGUUGAUUUUUGAGUUUUUUUGAACAAAACUUUCAAUAAAAAAUGUAAAAGAGUCAA
Nothobranchius furzeri (turquoise killifish) is the source of this 4457-nucleotide messenger RNA. Its product is annotated as RNA-binding motif, single-stranded-interacting protein 3. Gene Ontology annotation, molecular function: mRNA binding. Gene Ontology annotation, biological process: chloroplast rRNA processing. Gene Ontology annotation, cellular component: ribonucleoprotein complex; chloroplast thylakoid membrane. The record is from RefSeq and is a predicted model, not a curated record. NCBI's taxonomy places the organism in Eukaryota, Metazoa, Chordata, Actinopteri, Cyprinodontiformes, Nothobranchiidae.